This is a messenger RNA of Exophiala dermatitidis NIH/UT8656, 915 nucleotides long. RefSeq lists its product as uncharacterized. The transcript has 2 exons. The record is from RefSeq and is a predicted model, not a curated record. The coding region runs from base 1 to 915 and encodes 304 amino acids. NCBI's taxonomy places the organism in Eukaryota, Fungi, Ascomycota, Eurotiomycetes, Chaetothyriales, Herpotrichiellaceae.
AUGGCAUCCAUCAUAUGUCCACACCAGGCUAGACCCCAAUCCCAGAUCCCGCUUGAGAAGAUGCCACAGCUGGCCGAAGCUGUCGAUCCCGGCGAUGACUGGACCGGUGUUACAGACCCUGCCGCUCGAAGAAGAAUACAAAAUCGGCUCAAUGUUCGAGCUUACCGAAAACGUCGAGCACGAGAAACACAAACUAAUCGCCUCAAUUCAUGUCCGCGCCCUGCCACUAAGGAGACAGAACUUGGAAUACCGUGUUGGGCGGAGGACCAACAAGCUGUGGUGCAUGUGCCGGAAGGAAGAGCCAGCACUCUCCGCAAUUUUCGUUCUGCUUUAAUCCCAUCAUCCACCACACCCCAUGCCGGAUCCAGUAGUAGGAUCAUCCUUCCCCUUUCUGCGGACCAUCUUAUCCCCUUGCUUCAAUACAAUGCACUCCGCGGCUUAUUGGCCAACCGGCAGCUCCUGUUGCCUCUGCAGCCUAGCGCUGCUCCUAGCGAAUGUGCCUCCGCCGCUCUACACGUCCUUCCAGAUGUCCAGGAGGUUCCUUCGGGAGUCUUACCAUUGUCUCUCUACCCGACAACGCUCCAGCGCACAAUUCCUCAUGAAGACUGGGUGGAUCUUAUUCCUCACCCAGUUUUACGUGACAACGUCCUAAAGGCGCUUGGUACCUUUGACGAAGACGAACUAUGGUCUGACACCAUAGGGGGCUUGUUUGAGGGCUUUCCGGCCUCGGAAAUAGAGCGCCGCGGCGUUGUGAUAUGGUCGCCGCCCUGGCACAUUGGUGGCUGGGAGGUCACCGAAGGGUUCUGGCACAAAUGGGGUUGGUUGCUCAAAGGAUGCACAGAGAUCCUGGAAGGGACCAAUCGAUGGAGAAGGCAGAGGGGGAAAGACGAUCUCGUCUGGGAGGUAUCAGACUAA